ACCAGAUCUUCCAUUCUCCCCUACAGAAACCAGGAAACCCCUGCUUCUCACGCAAGCUCUAUCUUUGAAGGACGUGCCUUCUUCUCUUCCUACUAUACUCUCUCUCUCACACACACACACAUUCACACACCCACACACAUACACAGAGCGGAGCUCGUGGCCGUCCAGCUGCACAAAUAUACUGGAUGCCUGUUAGCGGUGGAAACUGAAUUUUCUUUACCUUGAGAUUUUCUGCAGUAUUCUCCAAAAUGAGUAGCUCUUUCUCAGCCAAAAUGGAACUGGCUAAAGAUAUGAAGGAGGAGGAUAAGUUGUACAGAUAUAAUGGAGUGCUGUACCCUGUCAUCAUGAGUCCAGUGGAGAACCUGAAGGCUAUGGAGAGGCUGGAAGCAAGAGCAGAUGAUGUAAUGUUAGUUGCAUAUCCCAAAUGUGGUUUUAAUUGGAUGGUGGCGGUGCUUCGUAAAAUACUAGCAGCAGCAACUGGUGAGAAAGCAGAGUCCCAAACCCCUCCAUUGAUGGAGUUCUUUGGGCCAGAAAUGCAGCAGGUUAUUCACAAAGCCCCGUCCCCCAGAUUUCUAGGGACACACAUGCACCCAGAUAACAUUCCUGCAUCCUUCACCACAAAGAAAACAAAGAUGCUGGUGAUAUUCAGGAACCCGAAAGACACAGUGGUUUCCUUCUAUCACUUCUCCAACAAAAACCCAUUUCUACCCACUGCCGAGUCUUGGGACCGCUUCUUCUCAGAGUUUAUGAGUGGAAAAGUUCCCUGGGGUUCAUAUUUCGACCAUGUACUUGGCUGGGAGAGGAGAAUGGAUGACCCUAACGUGAUAAUAGUCACCUUUGAGGAGUUAAAACAGGACCUGAGUGAAGGUGUGCGAAGGGUCUCUGAGUUCUUUGGUUUCAGUCUCAGUGAUCCUCAGAUCCAGGCCAUCUCAGAGGAGAGCACCUUCAACGCUAUGAAGGAGAGCUCCAAUGACUCACACGGCCAGAUGGGCAACGUCUUGUUCAGGAAAGGUGAAGUAGGAGACUGGAAGAACCAUUUCAGCCCAGCCCAAAGCCAGGAGAUGGACACAGCAUUUGAGAAGCACCUGGCAGGGACUAAGCUGGGGGCUAAACUGAAGUAUGACCUGUACUGCAAGUAGAUAGCAGACAGGAUAAUCACUGACUGAACUGAGACAGGAUGCAAGGGAAACACUGACAGAUUAGGAAAGUUCAACCCCAACAGGCAGGAGGGCUGGUAUGCAGUAGCUAAACUGACAUAGACAAUGAGGAAUUUGGUGGUGUGACACUUGUUACUCCACUUGACUGUCUUACACUGCAACCGUUCAAGGGCAUUUUUGUGAAAGUGUGACAUGAUAUAGAGUAGACAUGAUAUACUUCAUGUUGGAUUCUUUAUACACAUCUUGUAAUCCUUGUUUUUAUACCACUGCACUUAAGUAUGUUAAUUCAAGUUGGUUCAAUGAUUGAUAUCAGCCUCCUUGUCUGUAUUUUAUGAUAUUAAGCAUUCAGUUCAGAGUAGCGGAAUUUUACUCCAGGAUCAUAUGUGCCACACAGUGUAGUUCCAUGAAUUACAUGCCACAUGAGGUGAACUAUAAUGAUCAUGUUCAUAGUCCUAGUAAGAAUGCCUUUUGACGUUGGCACUGGCUUUUGUCGUAAUGGCCAUGCUUGCCAACAAUGUGACAGGUUACACGCAAUAAGACCAUUGGAUUGAAAUGCAUACAAUAUCCAAUCUGACUAUCAACUGUCGUACUUCCGGCGCCGACAGAGAUGGCCGCCUCGCUUCGCGUUCCUAGGAAACUAUGCAGUUUUUUGUUUUUUUACGUGUUAUUUCUUACACUAGUACCCCAGGUCAUCUUAGGU
Oncorhynchus tshawytscha (Chinook salmon) is the source of this 1857-nucleotide messenger RNA. RefSeq names its product sulfotransferase 6B1-like. Gene Ontology annotation, molecular function: sulfotransferase activity. Gene Ontology annotation, cellular component: cytoplasm. NCBI's taxonomy places the organism in Eukaryota, Metazoa, Chordata, Actinopteri, Salmoniformes, Salmonidae. The record is from RefSeq and is a predicted model, not a curated record. Gene Ontology annotation, biological process: sulfation. The transcript is spliced from 7 exons. Bases 249 to 1139 code for a protein of 296 amino acids.